UCCCCCCCCCUCCUGUUUCAGGCAUAUUCAGAACAUGAGUGAGAUAAAGACUGAUGUGGGUCGAGCUCGAGCAUGGAUAAGGUUGUCUCUUGAAAAGAAGCUUUUGUCUCAGCACCUAAAGCAGCUUCUCUCUAACCAAGCACUCGCUAAGAAACUUUAUAAGCGUUAUGCUUUCCUACGCUGUGAAGAAGAACGAGAGCAGUUCCUCUAUCACCUUCUUUCGCUCAAUGCUGUGGAUUACUUCUGCUUCACAAGUGUCUUCACCACAAUCAUGAUUCCAUACAGGACUGUGAUAAUCCCUAUCAAAAAACUAAGCAAUGCAAUCACCACAUCAAACCCAUGGAUUUGUGUUUCAGGAGAACUAGGAGAUACAGGAGUAAUGCAGAUUCCUAAAAAUCUUCUAGAAAUGACAUUUGAGUGCCAGAAUUUAGGAAAGCUAACAACUGUUCAGAUUGGUCAUGACAACUCAGGAUUAUUAGCCAAGUGGCUGGUAGAUUGCGUCAUGGUGAGAAGUGAAAUUACAGGACACACAUACAAAUUCCCAUGUGGACGAUGGCUGGGGAAGGGAGUUGAUGAUGGCAGUCUGGAGAGAAUUCUUAUUGGAGAACUGAUAACUUCAAUGUCGGAUGAAGAUCUUGGGAAGCAGUGCCGUACCCCCCCUCAACAGAAAUCCCCAACCACAGCUCGCAGACUGAGUAUCACCUCCCUUACAGGAAAAAAUACAAAACCUAAUGCAGGGCAGAUCCAAGAAGGAAUUGGGGAAGCUGUGAACAAUAUUGUGAAACAUUUUCACAAGCCCGAGAAAGAGAGAGGCAGCCUUACCAUUCUACUGUGUGGUGAAAAUGGCCUGGUUGCAGCACUGGAGCAGGUCUUCCACCAUGGAUUCAAAUCUGCUCGGAUUUUCCACAAGAAUGUAUUCAUCUGGGAUUUCAUAGAGAAAGCAGUUGCUUAUUUUGAAACCACUGACCAGUUUGGGGACAACGAAGAGGACGUCUUGCUUCAGAGAUCAUCCUGCAAAACAUUCUGUCACUAUGUAAAUGCUAUCAGUACUGCACCAAGGAACAUCGGGAAGGAUGGCAAAUUCCAAAUCCUGGUUUGCCUGGGGACUAGGGAUCACUUCCUUCCUCAAUGGAUUCCAUUGCUAGCAGAGUGUCCUGCCAUCACAAGGAUGUAUGAGGAGAACGCCCUUCUGCGGGACCGCAUGACAGUGAAUUCCCUCCUCAGAGUCCUACAGACAUUACAAGAUUUCAACAUCAUCCUAGAAGGGUCACUCAUUAAAGGAGUGGAUGUUUAGCAUGGCUUUGAUGAGAACUUCAUUAUUUCUCUGCUAAGCAAGCAAACAAAAAUUGGGGACCUGUUAGAACUUGAAUGCUGCGGUAGUGCAUCACUGUAAAGCAGAGCACCCUGUUAUCGGGUGGGAGUGGGAAACCCAGUUUACACCAGAUUCAGGACUGUCCUAAAGCUGCAGACAAGCUAAAAUGCGGUAUUGUAGUUUAUUUGAAACAGAAUAAAAUAGAGUAUUUUCAUGUGUUAGAUGUAUGUAAAUAUGCUAUCUUCUUUAAGAAAUUAUAUUAAUCUUCAAACUUUUCUUAGACAAUGUUCUUGUGCUGAAAAUAAGUAGCUUAAAACCGUGGGACAGCUGUGGGGGGUGGGGGGAGAGAUGUUGCUGCUUGGUAGCAAGGAAGAAGCCAGUCAAUGUGUAAAUACAGUGCAAACUCAGCAGGGCUUUUUUCAGGUGUUGCAAAAGAACACAGCAAAGUAUCAAUAUGUAGCCACUGCUAUCAUCUCAUUCUUUGAAAUGUUGUGAAUGUAUACCGUUUACCCUACUGUACACGGUUUCCCUUACUUUAUGUUUUAAAGAUCCAAGCCUCUCCGUGUGUAUAAGCUGUGAGUUGUCAUAUUUAAGAUCUUUUGUGUAAUUUUUAUCAAUCAGCACAAGGUGAGGUGCAAAUGAAAUGUUUAAACACUGGACAUGAGGAAUUGUUGAGCCUCCAAGAAGCCUGAUAUCAUCUGUUUUUUAAAAAAAUCCAGUACAGCACCAGGCUAUAUUUGGGAAAUGUCAAUAACUUGAUUUGUCAUUUUGUCCCUCUUCUUUCUGGGUUUUGUUCAGAUUUCCCCUCCCCCGUCUGCAUUUGUACUGUGGAUGAUGACGUAUGCUUCAAGAGGUUGUCUGCUUCUAUAGGUUUGUUGAAUAACUUGGUUCAGAAGAUGAACCAAGCUCUGUUUCGGUUUUUAUGUUGCUAUAGAGCCACAAACACCGAUUUUGCUGUGCUACAGGACUGUUUCAACCAGUUGUGAAAUACUGGCAAGUUACUAGUCUUCCUUUAUCCUGGGGAGUAAGUGUUCCUGGGAGGCACAGGAUCGCUUUGGUUUUGAAUAAUUCAGCUAUAGAAAAGAAGUGAGGCAAGGGGAAUUGGUGUCAAGGCUUCUGUCUCAUACUGUUUCAAACUAAUAAUGUGUUAAAGAAACACAAAUGUCACAGGCACAGAACUCGGAGAAACUGGGAGCUGCUGGAGUUCCAUAUGCUAAAAUAAAAACUAAAUCAGUUGUGUGAUACAUCCCAGAUAUUUGCUGCAUGCUAUCAUUCAGUUUUCCUUCCACUGAGAUUUGAUUUAUGCAAAGCUGGGGGCAUGUUAACUCAAAGCCAUUAGCUGCCUUUGGAGAUGGGUUCGAAAUCCUUUUGCUUGUUUCACUGGUUUAAUCAAUUUGAUCACAAUUUAUUCUUCAGUGGAUGCCUGAGGACAUCACACAGCUUGGUAUAUAUAGCAAUCUUUGCUUUGGGGAGAGACCCUUACUAAAAUAACAGAUUACAUUGUAGAUCAGAACUGCAGUGCAUUACAAAAGAUUUUGGCUGAAUGUUGAACAUUGCUUCUUAUGUCUGGGAAGUUAGUGUCCCCCAAAUAAAUAAAUAUAAUGGAGAGGAACAAGAUCCAGAGAAGGGGUUUAGAAAUAGUGUCUGUCUUUCCUGCUUGCACGUUGCCACCUUCAGAACAGUAUUAGAAAAUUGGCGUUUUAGUCACUGCCAGCUUGUAGACAAGGUUUAAUAUCUCCAGUGAGCUAUGGUGAGGUAGGAUGAGGGUAGUUAGUGCUCCUUCAAAGUAUU
Trachemys scripta elegans is the source of this 3103-nucleotide messenger RNA. Its product is annotated as DENN domain-containing protein 5B-like. The transcript is spliced from 9 exons. The record is from RefSeq and is a predicted model, not a curated record. Lineage: Eukaryota; Metazoa; Chordata; Testudines; Emydidae. Gene Ontology annotation, molecular function: small GTPase binding; guanyl-nucleotide exchange factor activity. Bases 35 to 1294 code for a protein of 419 amino acids.